Messenger RNA from Quercus robur (English oak), 1196 nucleotides. RefSeq lists its product as uncharacterized. The transcript is spliced from 2 exons. The coding region runs from base 187 to 846 and encodes 219 amino acids. Lineage: Eukaryota; Viridiplantae; Streptophyta; Magnoliopsida; Fagales; Fagaceae. Gene Ontology annotation, molecular function: protein binding. The record is from RefSeq and is a predicted model, not a curated record.
CAUUGGUCCACUCUCUCCCUCCAUAGUAAAACCGCGGCGCCUAUAACUAAACCCCAAAAACCAUUAAAUACAAAAAAAAAAAAUUAAUAUUUGGUCCUCUCCAACAAAAUUCACGCCUUUUCAUAUCUCCUUCUCCGAUCAAAAUAUCAAACACACAAACCCCAAAACCAAAAAAAGAAAGAAAAAAUGUGGUUCGAUAUUCUAUUACAGAUAGGUCUACUUCUCUUAAUGGUUUUCAUGUUCCUCUUUAUGCACGAUAUUCCCAAAAAGAUAUUUUCAAAGCUUCGCGCAUAUCGCAACCGAGACGAUAUUCAAGCCAAGCGCCAUUUCGUUCUCGGCGCUCAGUCUUUGGCUAAAGCCAGAGCUUCAAAAACUCAUUCCACGAAAAUCUCUCUAGCCAAACAGGCCGUAACCGAAGCCGAGAAAGCGAUCGACUUGGAUCCGAAGGACGCCGCGUCUCACAUACUCAAGGGCUUGGCUCUCGAUCUCCAGGAGUUCAAGACCUCGGCGCUCGACGCGCUCGACAUGGCUCUGUCUCCGCUCUGCGCGAAGUCGUUGACCGGGAAGGACCGAGGCGAUGCGUUUUUCAAGCGAGCCGAGUUGAAGAUGGCUAUGGCGGCUAAGGCUGGGCGCGGCGGGGAGAAGCGAGUUGACUCGGCGGUGGACGAUUUGAACGAGGCGGUGAGCCUGAGCUCGGAUAACGUGAGGGCGUUUUGUUUGUUGGGAGAGUGUUAUGAAAUGAAGAAAAUGAAUGAGGAAGCUAAGAAGGCUUACGAGGACGCGUUGAAGAUCGAGCCGAAAUUGACCGUGGCUCGUGAGGCGCUGAAUCGGCUCGGCUCGAUCUGAUUCGCUCACUGCUUCGUGGAAUCGUGCGUUCAGUGGAGUGACAACUGAAGAGGUUCUCGUCGUGAUGAAAAUGGACCACUAUGCUAUUCUGCUACUUUUCAUCAUUGGAAUCCUCUAGUUUUAUCUGGAGUUUUCUCAAAGAGAGACUCACCUUGUUUUUAAUGGGUACAGCAAAGAAAAGGUAUGCUUCCCAGCCCAUAUUUUUUUCUUUUUCUGGACAAGAAGAAAUAGAAAAGGUGGUGUCCAUCUUUUCCCUGUUGUAAAGUUAUAGAUGAUACGCAACUAAUAAGAGGUUUCAGAAGCCUCUAUUCAUGUUUAAUUAUGGUAAAUUUCUUUCAUGACUUCUCUCA